Molecule: messenger RNA, 1155 nt
Organism: Anoplopoma fimbria (sablefish)
Lineage: Eukaryota; Metazoa; Chordata; Actinopteri; Perciformes; Anoplopomatidae
Gene: nmbr
Product: neuromedin B receptor
Exons: 5
Coding region: 1-1155 (384 amino acids)
Biological process (GO): G protein-coupled receptor signaling pathway
Cellular component (GO): membrane
Molecular function (GO): G protein-coupled peptide receptor activity
Source: RefSeq, a predicted model, not a curated record
AUGGAGGACGAGUUCCUCUCCAGCCUCCCGGUCGGGGACUCUGAGGCUGUGAACUCGACGGAGGAUCCCGGCUGGUGGUCGUCCUCUGACGGGGUGGUGCGCUGCGUCAUGACCUCGGUGUACAUCCUGAUCAUCACCGUGGGUCUGCUGGGGAACAUCACUCUGGUGAAGAUCUUCAUCACCAACAGCGCCAUGAGGAGCGUCCCCAACAUCUUCAUCUCCAGCCUGGCCGCCGGGGACCUCCUGCUGCUGCUCACCUGCGUGCCGGUGGACGCGUUCCGGUACUUCUCUGAGGAGUGGGUGUUCGGGCAGGCGGCCUGCAAGCUCAUCCCCGUCAUCCAGCUCACCUCUGUCGGCGUGUCGGUGUUCACUCUGACGGCCCUCAGCGCGGACAGGUAUAAGGCGAUCGUGAACCCAAUGGACAUCCAGACAUCCAGCGCCGUCUUCUGGACGUGUCUGAAGGCGGUCUCCAUCUGGCUGCUGUCCGUCCUGCUGGCUGUUCCUGAAGCCAUUUUCUCUCAAGUUGUCUCCAUGCAGGGUCACAGGGACCACACUAACGUCACCUUUGUGAACUGCGUGCCCUACCCGCUGUCCAAUCAGAUGCAUCCUAAGAUCCACUCGGUGAUGAUCUUCCUGGUUUACUUCCUGAUCCCUCUGACCAUCAUCUCGGUGUAUUAUUACCACAUCGCCCGCACGCUCGUCAAGAGCGCCCACGACAUGCCAGGGGAGGUCAGCGAACACACCAAGAGACAGAUGGAGACGAGGAAGCGUCUGGCUAAGAUCGUGUUGGUGUUCGUGGGCCUCUUCGCCCUCUGCUGGUUCCCCAACCACGUUCUCUACAUGUACCGCUCCUUCCACUACCACCAGAUGGACCUGUCUCUGGCCCACCUCGUCAUCACCCUGCUGGCCCGGGUCCUCAGCUUCUCCUCGUCCUGCGUCAACCCCUUUGCCCUCUACAUGCUCAGUGAGAGCUUCCGCAGGCACUUCAACAGUCAGCUGCGAUGUGUUCAAGGGUCCCGCCCCGAGCGCCAAGCCAGCUACAUGCACAGCACCUCCCACAUCCGCCUCACCUCCAUCAAGAAGACCACGCCCACCCCCGCCAUCAUCGCUCCGGCAGCCAACGGCAACGCCAACAGACAGGAAGUGGCUCUUUGA